Aspergillus luchuensis is the source of this 1461-nucleotide messenger RNA. RefSeq names its product 1,3-beta-glucanosyltransferase gel2 (gene gel2). The transcript has 5 exons. Gene Ontology annotation, molecular function: 1,3-beta-glucanosyltransferase activity. Lineage: Eukaryota; Fungi; Ascomycota; Eurotiomycetes; Eurotiales; Aspergillaceae. Bases 1 to 1461 code for a protein of 486 amino acids. Gene Ontology annotation, biological process: fungal-type cell wall (1->3)-beta-D-glucan biosynthetic process. Gene Ontology annotation, cellular component: fungal-type cell wall; cytoplasm. The record is from RefSeq and is a predicted model, not a curated record.
AUGUUCCCCACAUACACUCAACUGUUCGCCGCGGCUUGCGCUUUUGCGACCACCGCCAACGCUGUCACUCCCAUCGAAGUCAAGGGCAAGGACUUUGUCAACAGCAAGACUGGUGAUCGCUUCCAGAUCCUGGGUGUCGACUACCAGCCCGGUGGUUCUUCUGGCUUCAGUGCCACUGAAGACCCCCUGAGUGAUGCAGAUGCCUGCUUGCGCGAUGCUGCUCUUAUGCAGAACCUGGGUAUCAACACUAUCCGUGUGUACAACCUGUCUCCCAAUGUCGACCACAGCAAGUGCGCCUCCAUCUUCAACGGUGCGGGUAUCUACAUGAUUCUCGACGUGAACUCCCCUCUGUCCGGUGGCUCGCUUGACCGCACCAACCCUUCGAGCACCUACAACUCCGUCUACUACGAGCAGGUCUUCGGUGUCAUCGAGGCCUUCAAGAAUUUCCCCAACACCCUGGGUUUCUUUGCCGGUAACGAGGUUAUCAACGAGCAGAGUGUCUACGAGGCCCCUGCCUACGUUCGUGCCGUCGUCCGUGAUAUGAAGGACUACAUCUCCACCAACGUCAACCGCUCCAUCCCUGUGGGUUACUCCGCUGCUGAUGUGCGCCCCAUCCUCAUGGACACCCUUGACUACUUCGAGUGCAACCUGGAGAACUCGACCAGUUCUCGCUCCGACUUCUUUGGCCUUAACUCGUACUCUUGGUGUGGCGAGUCGUCCUACAAGGCUUCCGGCUACGACGUCCUGACUGAGGACUUCUCGAACGCCUCACUGCCCGUUUUCUUCUCCGAGUACGGUUGCAACGCCGUCCAGCCCCGUGUCUUCACCGAGGUGCAGGCCCUCUACGGCAGCGAGAUGGACCAGGUCUUCUCCGGUGGUCUGGUCUACGAGUGGACCCAGGAAGCCAACGAGUACGGUCUCGUGGCCAUCAACAGCAGCGACACUGCCACCCUGUUGGUCGACUAUGAGAACCUUCAGAAGCAGUACAACAAGUUGGACAUGAGCAGCAUUGAGUCCUCCAACUCGUCCCAGACCUCCAAGGAGGCUGUGACCUGCAGCUCUUCUCUGAUCACCAACAACACCUUCCUGAACUCUUGGGACCUGCCUACCGUUCCCUCCAAGGUCGCUGACUGGAUCAAGAACGGCUACACCAACGCCACCGUUGGCAGCCUCGUUGCCGUGUCUGCCACCACCAUCCCCCAGACCAUCUACGACUACAACGGCAACAAGGUCUCCAGCGUCAAGUACAAGGUCCUGUCCGACGAUGAGUCCAACACCCCCGGCAACUCCACUUCCCUCACCAGCAGCUCGAACAGCAGCUCCAGCACCUCGAGCUCUAGCUCUAGCUCCAGCUCGGGCUCCUCCAGCUCCGACUCUUCUACCUCGGGAAGCAGCGCCCUGCCUGCCCCCUUCAUGGGUGUGUUGACCGGUGCCACUCUGUUCGCCGUCUUCAUGCUGUAG